Messenger RNA from Mycena citricolor, 708 nucleotides. The record is from the annotation of a GenBank genome assembly. NCBI's taxonomy places the organism in Eukaryota, Fungi, Basidiomycota, Agaricomycetes, Agaricales, Mycenaceae.
CACCAACGAGCGUUCACCAGUGCAUUCGAACGUCAGACUUGCACAAAAGCUUGACGACUCAAAAUGUCUCGGGGACCAGAGAGAUCACUUGAAAAUGAUACCGGGUGCACUUAGUCGCUAUCUACGAACCUCAUCACUGCGCGGAAGUCUCAGACGCAUCCCUCUCUCAAAUCAUCUCAUCUUUGUCUGCUAUUCGCCCUUCCAUACUCUGCGUCUUGUCUUGUGCUAUUUUUUUUGUCCAGUUCUCCUGAUUAACAGCGUCAGUUCUUCCUCCAUCAUCAAGUACUAAUCAGAAGUGUCCUUUCGCAAGCCCUCUAUCCGGGGGACUUUUUGGUUGCGAAGGGUAGAUGCCGAUAUUUCGAUGAGAGAGUCGCUCUCCUGGGACCUUGUGCCAGUCUCAUUGCCCGCGUGGGUUUCUCUGCCAUCUACUUCAAUGGCUGUGGAUUCUACAGCCACCCAAGCGCAUGAAUGUAGUGAGACCUUCACACCCUCAACUUGGCUCUGAGUGCUCCAAAUCUUCUUUUUUACCUUCUGCUCUUGAUGAAUUUCCGCUUCGCUCCCGCUCGCGGUACUGUGCGACAAGGAACGGGGAACAUCCUUGGGUGCUUCAAUCAUCCUCAACUUCGCAUCAUACACUUGGAAGGAGUGGCAUGAGUCGAGCAAGUUUCUCCUUUGAGUCGCUCGAGAGCCAUGUUGUGGGCGACUCGG